Formica exsecta is the source of this 1710-nucleotide messenger RNA. RefSeq names its product dynactin subunit 4 (gene DCTN4-p62). Bases 168 to 1667 code for a protein of 499 amino acids. Gene Ontology annotation, cellular component: dynactin complex. NCBI's taxonomy places the organism in Eukaryota, Metazoa, Arthropoda, Insecta, Hymenoptera, Formicidae. The record is from RefSeq and is a predicted model, not a curated record. The transcript is spliced from 9 exons.
CGUUAUCCCCUCCACUACGGUUGCUUGUCUAUCCACUACGUCUAACUGACAUUUUGGGGAGAAAAUGGUUAAACUGUGAGGUUAUCAAAGUAUAGAAAGAAACAUUUACACAGUGUGUGACGUUUCUGUUCUUUUAUCUUGUAAAUUUUUAAACUGUUUAUUCCAAUAUGACUUAUUUAAACCAACCGGAUUAUGUGCGCUACGUAUGCAACUGUGGUUCAUUGAAGCCUAUAUCAAAAAUAUAUUUUUGUCGACAUUGCUUGAUGAUACGAUGCGGCUACUGUGUCUGUCAAGAGGUCGAUUCCCAUUAUUGCCCAAACUGUAUGGAAAAUUUACCUUCAUCGGAAGUACGUCUUAAAAAGAACAAAUGUUCUAAUUGCUUCGAUUGUCCUUGUUGCUUUCAAACAUUAUCUACAAGAGCAGGAUUAGCUGCAACUGUAAAAGCAACAGCAACAGAAGGAGAAGAAAAUAAGGAUGUUAAAGCUACUCCUAAAAAAGUAUAUUAUUUAUUUUGUUCAUUGUGUCGAUGGAGUUCUCGAGAUGCAGGGAUACCUGAUCAAUCUGUGGCAACUGGAGGAUGGCCUGAGCAGGAAAAUCCACAUACAACACGCAUUAAUGCUCUAAUUGAUUAUCAUAAGAUAUUAGCUUCUAUAGAGAAACAACAAUGCGAAAGGAAGAAAUUUCAUCCAAAACGUUCUUUUAUGCCAGCUCAGACAAUGUACAGUUUUACAUCCGCAUUACUUCGUAAACGUAUUGGGCGUCCCUUAAAACCACCAAUGCAAUCUCAAUCGACUGCUCAACCAGUACCAUCUGUUGCAACUGAGGAAAUAGAAGAAUUACCAGGGGAUAUAUUUACAGAACCUUUAGAUAUAACUAAAGUUACAACAUUGGAACAAAGAUUACAAUACCCAGAAGUACAAGCUGAAAAGAUAAACGAGUUGCGUCCUCAGCACAGACAAUUUUUAGUCAAAAGAUCACAACGCUGCAGAGUGUGUGAACAUAACGUCAGCAAAUCAGAUCUCUGUCCUCAAUCUAUAAAGUUCAAGAUUUUACUAGCGGCAUUUUAUCAUAUCCCAGAAGUAAAGAUCGUUACUUGUGAACCACUUCGGUCGGGAAAAUCAAGUGAAUUGCUUUUAAAAUUCUGCAACCCAACACAGCAUCAGACUCAAAUAACUAUAUUGCCGUUAGAUACUUCGUUGUCUACGUCAUUUAUUAAGGAGAAAGAUCUUAAACAGGAAGACACACAGCAAGGAAGUGAAUCUCCAAAUUUAUUGCCAUCUGCUGUACGGCAGACGCCUGUAACAGAGGAUCCUAAGCCAAUAAAAAUCGUACCGAAUGCAGAUUUAAUAUUGCCUCACAGUGCAUUGAUCCUUCCACCAAGAGAUGAUGCUGCUGAAUAUGAUGAUACCAGCGAUAAUCAUAAUUUUCAGGAUGAUCCAAAACUCGUAGUAUGGCGAAAAGGAAACAAAGCUGUGAUUCGUUUACAUGUAAUUCCGCACGAUAUUAAUGAAAAUACUGAUGAAAAUAGCGAACCAGUUAUAGUCGGAUUUGUCAUGCAACAUGGAUAUGUGAAUACUAUUGCAGCACUGGAACAUAAGUCACCACAAAAAGUGGAUGUAAAGGUUAAAUUAUAUCUUAAUGUUGGCCAGUUAGUUAACAAAGCAUAAUUUUUUCAUAUACGACAUAUGUCAUACAUGACACCAUAUAAAU